AUGGCAUCUUUUCACACUCAUCAUCACCAUCUUCCAAAGGCGGACUUCCGGAGGCUCUUUCACCGGCUCACCGUCGCGUCCACUUUGAGCAUCCUCUGUUUCUCCCUGGUCUACCUACUCACCGGGUGCUGCCAGUCCGGGCUGGUCGAGAACUCUGAUAGCAAGCAGCCCGCGCUCGGGUUCCUCGAGUACGAGCGGAAUGCUUCCAAAGUCGCGUCAGUCGGCGCAGGUGCCGGGAUGGAAGCGAACAGCUCCGCGAAGGAAUGGACGGCCACUCGGAGGUUGCCUCAAGCUCUCAUCAUCGGGGUGAAGAAGGGAGGAACGAGAGCGCUCUUGGAGUUUCUGCGGCUCCAUCCUGACAUCCGAGCUCUUGGUUCCGAACCACACUUCUUUGACCGCCAUUACGCACGAGGAUUGGAGUGGUACAGGAGUAUGAUGCCCAAAGCACUGGAUGGCCAGAUCGUAAUGGAGAAGACGCCUCGCUACUUCGUUACCGUGGAAACACCACCACGAGUCCGCGCAAUGUCACAAGAUGUGAAGUUGAUCGUUGUUGUGCGGGACCCGGUGACUCGAGCGAUAUCAGAUUACACGCAGAUCAUCUCCAAGACCCCCAACAUCCCUCCUUUUGAAAUCCUUGCCUUCAAAAACCGUACCACAGGUCAGAUUGAUGCUCAGUGGAGCCCUCUAUGGAUUGGACUGUACGCCCAGCACUUGGAGCGAUGGCUGGCCUGGUUCCCCCGGAGUCAGGUGCAUCUGGUCAGCGGCGAAGGGCUCAUCUCUGAUCCAGCUGGGGAAGUUGGGAAAGUCCAGGACUUUUUAGGCCUCCAAAGGAUCGUCACAGACAAACACUUCUACUUCAACAAAACAAAAGGCUUCCCCUGCCUCAAGAAGCCGGAGGGGAGCAGUAAACCGCACUGCUUGGGGAAGACCAAAGGGAGGACGCAUGCCUCCAUUGACCCGGAGGUGAUGCAGAAACUGAGGGAUUUUUACAAGCCGCAUAACCAGCGUUUUUAUCAGAUGGCGGGGCAGGACUUCGGAUGGCAGUGA
Messenger RNA from Syngnathoides biaculeatus (alligator pipefish), 1047 nucleotides. It is a transcript of the gene hs3st3l, whose product is annotated as heparan sulfate (glucosamine) 3-O-sulfotransferase 3-like. The record is from RefSeq and is a predicted model, not a curated record. NCBI's taxonomy places the organism in Eukaryota, Metazoa, Chordata, Actinopteri, Syngnathiformes, Syngnathidae. The transcript is spliced from 3 exons. The coding region runs from base 1 to 1047 and encodes 348 amino acids. Gene Ontology annotation, molecular function: [heparan sulfate]-glucosamine 3-sulfotransferase activity.